Molecule: messenger RNA, 1981 nt
Organism: Dentiscutata erythropus
Lineage: Eukaryota; Fungi; Glomeromycota; Glomeromycetes; Diversisporales; Gigasporaceae
Source: the annotation of a GenBank genome assembly
CGCCACAGAAAUACGCGACGAAGAUUCGAAUGAUUGCAUUUCUAUCUUAAUUGCUACUGAUAACCAUUUGGGUUAUUUGGAGAAUGAUCCGAUUCGUGGACAGGAUUCUUUGAAUACUUUUAGAGAAAUUUUGCAGAUAGCAAAACAAAAUGACGUUGAUAUGGUUCUAUUGGGCGGGGAUCUUUUUCACGAGAAUAGACCUUCUCGAAAGGUACUUUACGAGACUAUGAAAAUACUUCGUACUUAUUGUAUGGGCGAUAAACAAUGUCAAUUGGAAAUCAUUAAUGAUGAUACUGAAAAUAAAGAUGAUAACUUUAUUAAAGUGAACUUUCAAGAUCCUAAUUAUAAAAUUGCAAUGCCUGUGUUUUCUAUUCAUGGCAACCAUGAUGAUCCAUCCGGAGAUGGAAACCUUUGUGCCUUGGACGUUCUUGCAGUUUCAGGCCUCGUAAAUUAUUUUGGUAAAACCAAUGUCGUGGAAAAUAUUGUUGUUAAACCAAUAUUAUUAAGAAAAGGCAGAACUGCAUUAGCAUUAUACGGGUUGGGAAAUGUGAGAGACCAACGGUUACAUCGAAUGUUCACAGAUGAUGCUGUCAAAAUAUAUCAACCACCUACUUCAAUAUCAAAUGAAUCUUUCAAUAUGAUGGUAUUGCAUCAAAACAGAGUUGCACAUUCAAUUAAAAAUUAUAUACCUGAACAUUAUUUGCCUGAUUUUAUGAACAUGAUUAUCUGGGGUCAUGAACAUGAUUGCAAAAUUGAACCAGUAUACAACGAGCAGCAAAAUUUUUAUAUUUCUCAACCUGGAUCAUCUAUUGCCACCAGUCUAAUUGAGGGUGAACUUGAACCAAAACAUGUAGCCAAAUUGAGUAUAAUUGGAGAUCAAUUUGAUUUGCAAAAAAUUCGUCUUCGCACCGUUCGCCCAUUUGUAAUGGGUGAAUUAACAUUAAAAGAUGUUCAGGGGCUCGAUCCUACCAAGACAUCAGCAGUGAGUGCUCUUUUAAUCAAAAAAGUAGAAGAACUUAUUCUAGAUGCCAAAAACCAAUGGCUUGAAAUGAAUGAUUACAAUGACGAUUUAGAAGAUGAAAUGUUUCCUCUUCCUUUAAUUAAGUUAAAGGUAGAAUACAGUGGUGGAUUCACAGUUUUGAAUAAUCGACAAUUUGGUCAGAAAUUUGUAAACAUUGUCGCAAAUAAUCAUGAAAUAUUACAUUUUCAUCGUAAAAGAGUAUUAGAAAGGAAAAAAGAUUCUGCGCAAUCGAUGAAUUUACCUGACGAAUUCGAAAUGCCCGAAAAUCUUUCCCAUAAUUAUGUCACUGAUCUUGUUACAGAGAAUAUGAAGAGUCUUAGCAUAUUACCGGAAAAUGCAUUAAAUGAAGCCACUACACUUUUUGUUGACAAAGAUGAUCCUCAUGCUAUUGAAGGAUUCUAUAAUAAUACAAUUACAAAGACAAGGACGAAGCUUCGUCAAGACAAAAAUCUGAUUUGCGAUGAUAAAAUUCUUAUAGAAGAGGCGCAUAAGCAAAAAAAUUUAUUAUCAAAGCAAUAUGCAGAAAUGAAUCCUGAGCAAAGGCAAAUAGAGAUGAGUAAUAAUGAAGCAUCUGCCGAUACAAAUCAGCAUGAAGGCACCCGUGCUCGUGGGCGUGGUAGAGGAAAGACGACAGUUUCCAAUAAAAAGGAUGAUGCUGAUUACAUUGAAGACGAUGAACCGCUUAGUGAUGGUAGCGGAUCAAAAAGACGAAAGGCUACAAGGACCAAGAAUGUUGAUGUUGAUUACAUUGAAGAUGAUGAACCGCUUAAUGAUGGCAGCGGAGCAAAAAAACGAAAGGCUACAAGAAGCAAGAAUAUUGAAGAACCUCCGGCUAAACGAACGCUCACUAGUAAAAAGCCGACUUCAUCAGCGUCACAGAGGCGGAUCAACUUUCCAACACUAGCAUCAAAUUCUUCACAACAGUUAAGAUCUCAAAGUCAGACUAUGGAUGUUGAUGAC